This is a messenger RNA of Malaclemys terrapin pileata, 1031 nucleotides long. RefSeq lists its product as uncharacterized. Lineage: Eukaryota; Metazoa; Chordata; Testudines; Emydidae. The transcript has 6 exons. The coding region runs from base 252 to 1031 and encodes 259 amino acids. The record is from RefSeq and is a predicted model, not a curated record.
UGUCAGAGGCCAUUACUGUGCUGAAGAGACAAAAAAUACAGAAAGAAAGAAACCUUGGCAGGGAAUCUCUAGGCAGGACAGCGAUUUCUCUCUGAAAUUCCCUGUGUCUGCAAUGCCAUUAACACUGACUUCGCUUGGGUCACACUUGCUUUAUUGUUUUCCAGUACAGUAAGUGGUGCAUGCAAACUGGUUAAAGGGCCCACUGCCCGCUAGUGAACUUCGGCCUCGUUCUUUCUUUUUUGUAGAUAAGCAUGUCCUUCUUCUGCUGUUGCCACUCUCUCUCAGCUACUCCAGGAGAGAGGGAAGCUCUUACUGCACACUAUCCAAAACGACCCUGUCAAGACAUUGGCAGUGAUGUCUUCAGUAAGGAAGGGACCCUCACUAUGAAACUGGUCAAUGUGCAACAGAUUGACACACUCUUUUCAGAUAUCGCUGAAACUUUCAACAAGCAGCACGGGGAUCACUGGGCCAUGAAGGAAGCCAUCCAAAGGCUGAAAGAAGUCUCUGGCUGUGCUCCCACUAAUAGUCUUGCAGCCUGCAUAGAAAAUAUAAAGCAGGAGCACGGUGCCUGCAAUGUACAGGUGCACAUGGAGGGCUAUAGGUUUUCCCUCGUUGCAGAGGAAAAAGAAGUGCCUGAAAAAUUGGAGCAGGCCCAACGGCAGGUGGGGGAGCUGAAUCAUGCCACGAAGUGUGUCCUUGCUACGGAAAUGAAGCUCCAGGAAAUGGUCCACUUUGUGCUUCAGCGUCAGAGUCAUCUGGAGGAGACUGUGAAAGCUGCAAACCCAGAGUACCUGGACCAAGUACGUCUAGAAGUUAAUCUGAGAGAGAACUUCCAGAAAAUCACAUACCUGAACGGAAUCAGAGCGAAAUCUGACCACAGAGAACUGGCAUCUGUCAUCAAAAUAUACCUCCAGAGAGCUCGUGUUUGUUUUUCUUACUGUACAUAUGUGGUCUGCAGCAUUGUGGCUUUCUAUUUAGAUCUUUCACAUAUGGUCAAUGAAGUAAAAGAAAUACAAGUAAAUGCCAGUUGA